AUGGCAGAAGUUCAUGGCAACAUCUUCACUUUGUGGCUGGGACACACCCCUGGGGUCGUGCUGCAUGGGUUCCAAGCAGUGAAGGAUGGGCUGAACACCCACCCUGAAGAGUUUUCUGGACGGCUGGAGACCCCUGUCUUCAAACGAUUGGCAAAUGGAAAAGGUAUUAUGUUCUCAAGUGGUCACACCUGGAAGCAGCAGAGACGCUUUGGGCUGAUGACCCUGCGGAACCUGGGACUAGGCAAGAAAGGCCUGGAGCACCAAAUCCAAGAGGAGGCCCGUCACCUGGUGGGGUACUUUGAGACUGUGAAAGGGAAAUCUCUGGAUCCUUCUGUCCCCAUUGUUCAUGCUGUCUCAAACGUGAUUUGUGCUGUGGUUUUUGGACAUCGUUUCUCCUUAGAGGAUGAAACCUUCCACCGACUGAUUGAAGCCUUCGACUGUAUAUUGGCUUUUGGGAACAGUUUCCAUUUUUUGCUGUUUGAACUUCUCCCCUGGCUCAUGCAUCAUCUCCCAGGGCCUCAACAGAAGGCAAACUCUUGCUGUGAAUUUGUGCGUUCUUUCAUAAGGAAGGAGAUCAGAAGCCACAAGGAGAGAGGCAUACCAGACAAACCACAGGAUUUCAUUGACUUCUAUCUGGCUCAGAUAGCCAAAAAAGUCCAGAAGGAGCUGGACACUGUGCUGGGUCCCUCCCAGUUAAUCUGCUAUGAGGAUCGAAAGAAACUGCCCUACGCCAAUGCCGUGAUUCAUGAGAUCCAGCGUUACUGUAGCAUUGUUUUAAUCGCGAUCCCCAGAGAAAGUGGGAAGGAUACAACGCUGCAGGGCUUUCCCAUUCCAAAGGGCACCCUCAUUCUGCCAAAUUUAGACUCUGUCCUCUUUGAUCCUGAGAAAUGGGAGUCUCCUCGACAGUUCAGUCCAAGUCGUUUCUUGGAUAAGGAAGGAAAUUUUGUGAACAGAGAAGCUUUUUUACCAUUCUCAACAGGGUCCCGUGUGUGUUUGGGGGAGCAGCUGGCAAGGAGUGAGCUCUUCAUCUUCUUCGCCAACCUGCUGAGGGCGUUCAAGUUCACCCUCCCACAGGGAGGGAAGGAAAUCAGCACAGAGCUUGUUUUGGGGAGCACAAUGCAGCCCCAGCCAUAUAAGCUCUGUGUUGUUCCUCGUUAGGCUGCAGUGCAUCACAGAUCAGGAGAAAGAACAG
Messenger RNA from Chrysemys picta bellii (western painted turtle), 1192 nucleotides. Lineage: Eukaryota; Metazoa; Chordata; Testudines; Emydidae. The record is from RefSeq and is a predicted model, not a curated record.